This is a messenger RNA of Pseudo-nitzschia multistriata, 2253 nucleotides long. The record is from the annotation of a GenBank genome assembly. NCBI's taxonomy places the organism in Eukaryota, Bacillariophyta, Bacillariophyceae, Bacillariales, Bacillariaceae.
CUAUACUCGGCACUCAUUGCUAUGUGGGAGUUAUGGUAACGAGGAAAUUGCUGUACACCCGCGACGAUUCGUCGCCAKUGGCGCUGGAUUCCCUUCCUCUCGUUUCGUCGCAUCAUCGCAAUGAAGCCGAAGCAUUCGACAUCGACGAAGAGAAUUGCAUUGGCAGAUAUGGCACAGGGAGUCAUACCUCUGUGGAAACGAUCACCAAAGUGACCGCGUUUGAAAAAGUAGGAUCGAGCGACGAYUCAAGGGACGCGGCAAGUAUAGCGCCGGAAACUGCGCCGCACAAAUCACUAGGAUGGCUCUGGGGCCGAUUGCUUCUGUUCGUACUGGGGGUGGUAUACGGAUCUCUCAACGUGAGCAUGCGGAUGGUCUUUGCCCGUCCAAACCCACCGACCCCGAGUGCUUCCUCAACCAUCCAGGGAUGGUUUUCAGUCCUAGGCUUCCUCCCGCUUCUUUGGUGGAAAAACGCCAGGAACGCGAAGAACCARAACCAUCGCGCCGGAACCCUCCCAAAACAACGCCAUUGCCAAACCUGCCGAACGAUCCUUUUUGGAUCGAGCGACUCAAAURUUUUUUACGMUCCGAUCAAUGGAGCCAAUGAUCAGGAACUGGAUCGAUCAAAACAGCGACAAAMGCAAAACCAAUACCAAGCCCGACUCGUUUGGUUUGCCCUAGAACUUGCCCUUUGGAAUUUCGGCACCCARGCCCUGAUCAACACCAGCCUUCUAGUAACGCGGGGCGCCAGGGCCUCAUUUUUGGUGUCGACAAGUGUGGUGUGGACCCCCAUCGUCUCGUCGGUGAUGACCCUAGCGUGUCGAGAUCACAAAAACACAACCCACCCUCCGCAAUCCCAGCGGGGACGCCGGGCUAUCGUUUGGGGGGCCUGUGUCCUGGCACUCUUGGGCRCAUGGGUCAUUUCUMAGGGCGAAAACRGAAGCGGCGACGAACCUGUUGCGCUUGCCGCGGAAAGAAACGACGCCUCCGCGGCUCGUGYAAAUGGCAAUUCCUCGUUGUCGUUAUCGCCGCUUUCACCUGCCUGGGGCGAUCUUUGCUGUUUGCUUGCCGCCCUCUGCUGGAGUUUGUACAUUUGCCGAUUGAGUGCCCUUGGAGACUCCUUUGACGAAACCACAACCCAAUUCGUCAAGAAUGUGUUUCUGGCAAUCCUUUACUCAAUAUGGAUGGUGGCUUCCGUAUGGUAUCACAAUGCUUCUGAGGAUACAGCGGACGACAGUAGCAGCUWCGAUGCCCACUUUUCGUCGUGGUCAUUGUGGAAGGAUUGGAAGAYCGAUUCGGUGGCGUGGGGGAUACUCAUUUACACGGCUCUAGGUCCGUGCACGAUUGCCGACGUCUGCCAGCAAACGGCACAGGCUUCCGUUCCGGCGGCCGAAACGAACGUCAUCCUCUCUAUGGAACCCGUGUUUACGACUCUGCUGGGGCUACUGAUCCUCGGAGAAACCCCUUCGCAACCCGAACUGGUCGGGGGGGCUCUCAUCUUGGUGGCCUCCCUGCUGGCGGCCGGAUGCGGUCCGCAGCCGCCGAGUUGACGAUCAUUGCUGCACGCAACAACCCAUUUACUUUGCGGGUAUGAAUUCACUCUUCUACAUCCGUCUCGGUCGCAUUCAGCGGGACAACAAUCAAUUCCCUUCUGCUUUGUUGUAAAAUCCGUUGCAGAUGGAACACCCAGUUCAUCGAGCUCAGUAUUAAAGUUUGAGAAAUGACAUUGGUCGGGAAAGGCGUGCAAAUGGCUGCCACUGUGGCUGUUUUUGUGCCCUCUAGUUGACCGUCUUGUGUGGUAGUCUCCACCACAACGGCCAAGCAGCAAGAACAUUCACACCUUAUACGUUUCAGCAGGUCUUUUAUCCUCGGGUUUGCUAGCUAGAUACCAUGCCUUCUGGCUGGCCUUUCGAAAACUACAACCGGGCUUUGGAUGGUGCGUACUCUUUCUUUACACCCGUUUCGAAAUCGUAUCAAAUUACAAAAGUACCGUAAGCUUCGAAUCUACCGCAGUAAAAUAGCUCAAAACCAUGUGGUCAUGGUUCUGGAUGAUAUCACUCCUAUCUUGAUUGCGUGGCCCUACGUUGGGUAAAAAGAUAGCGCCACACAUGGUUUUGGAGGCAUACUUUGUGGAAAUUGUGGCCGCGAUAUCCGAUCUUUGCUACGUUUACCCCUGUGAUGAGUUGGUUAUACCACAGCUUGCAGUUUUUGGGUAGCCUUCUAAAAGGWAGGAAAAGAUAAAWGAUGCCGGGUUGG